UGUUGUCAUCAAGAUGGAGUUCUUAUUGGGGAAUCCGUACAGCACUCCUGUUGGCCAGUCUAUUGAAAAGGCCACAGAUGGAUCCCUGCAAAAUGAUGACUGGACACUCAACAUGGAGAUCUGUGACAUUAUUAAUGAGACAGAAGAAGGGCCCAGAGAUGCCAUUCGUGCCAUUAAGAAGCGGCUUAAUGGGAAUCGAAACUUCCGGGAGGUGAUGCUGGCUCUGACUGUACUGGAGACGUGCGUGAAGAACUGCGGCCACCGUUUCCACGUGCACGUGGCCACGAGGGACUUCAUCGAUGGCAUCAUGGUGAAGAUCAUCAUUCCCAAAAACAACCCUCCUACCAUAGUGCAGGACAAAGUACUGGCGCUGAUUCAAGCCUGGGCAGAUGCAUUCAGAAGCAGUCCAGACCUGACCGGAGUUGUCCAAAUUUAUGAAGAGCUGAAGAGGAAAGGCAUCGAGUUUCCCAUGGCGGACCUGGAUGCUCUUUCACCGAUCCACACGCCUCAGAGAGGUGUCCCAGAGGUGGAUCCGGCCUCAUACAAGUACAAAGUGCCUUCCCAGCCCAAACCAGAAUCCCAAACACCUCAGAGGUCUGAAGCUGCUGGUCCCGCUGCUGAAUGUAGCCCACCUCAGGUACCAGCAAUGACGGGGCCCAUAGCUCCAAACCCUGAACAGAUCGCCAGGCUGAGAAGUGAGCUGGACAUCGUGCGCGGGAACUGUAAAGUGAUGUCAGAGAUGCUAACAGAGAUGGUGCCAGGGCAAGAAGAUGCCUCCGACCUUGAACUCCUGCAGGAGCUGAACCGGACCUGCCGUGCCAUGCAGCAGAGGACAGUCGAGCUCAUCUCUCGCGUCUCCAACGAGGAGGUCACGGAGGAACUUUUGCAUGUCAACGACGAUCUAAACAACAUCUUUCUACGCUACGACAGGUACGAGAGAUAUAGACAAGGCCGGAACACACAGAAGAACGGGGUUUUAAACGAAGCUACGGUGGAAGAUAAUCUAAUAGAUCUGGGCCCUGGAUCCCCAGCUGUUGUCAGUCCUCGAGCCAGUGCUGCAGCCACACCUCCAUCCUCCAGUGUGGCAAGUGCACCAGCGGCCUCACUCUCCACAAAGCUUGCAGGACUGAAUAUGGAAACAAACGGCGUAAGCGGCACUUCACGCACCCUUCCCACCAACAACCCGAAUGAGGACUUUGACAUGUUCGCCCAGACCAGAGACAACUCCCUUGCAGACCAGCGCAAAAAUGUGAAAUAUGAAGACCCGCAGGCUCUGGGUGGUCUGGCCUCCGCUCUAGACAUCCGACAACAGAACACUGCUGGGCCUAGUGUAAGGGGUGACAACGCAGGGUUGGAACCCAUAGACAGCUGGCUCAUUACCCAAGGAAUGAUUCCUGUACCGCAGUCCUCUGUCAUGGAUGACAUUGAGGAGUGGCUCAGUGCUGAUGUGAAGGGCGAUGCUGAGGAGGGAGUCACCAGUGAAGAGUUUGACAAGUUCUUAGAUGAGCGGGCGAAGGCUGCAGACACAGCGCUCCCGUUGCCUCCAAGAGGAGAACCCAACGUUCCCGCGAGCGCACCCAGCAGCAGCCGUAGGAAGGCAGAGCGGACUGAGGACAACCUCUUUGCUUUGUAGCACAGCGUGGAACGUGGGGGUGGGGGUGGGGGCUCCGUUCUGCUUAGUCACGUUCAGCGUUCCUAAGAAUGCCUGCCACCUUCUCCAUGCUGCUCUCUGUGUCUCUGUCGUCUCCUGACGCAGUGGAAUUCUCAGUCCUCUUCUAUUUCUCAGACCCCAGGCUGGAGCAAGGCUGCUGCUUCUCCAACCUGCAGAAUUCCUGCACUUUUAGGCUCGACCCGGCUUUUGUCUUUGAGCAUGGCGAUGCCGGAGGGUUCACUUGUCAAUAAUCCAACCAGACGACAGAGAUUCUUAGUUUUGUUAAUAUGCCAAGGUUGAUACAUGGGUGUUGGUUUAUUGACAGAACAAGUAACAUACUAAGCCUGUGGAGUCUUACUCACGUGCAAAGUAUUUGCUUUUUUUAAAUCCUGCAUUUUCCAUCUAGUUUACAAACUAAUCUGUCCAUUCCAUAAAUGAAGUGCUUCUUUCUGAUUCUCCAUUCCUGCCAUUCGCUGAGUCCCUGUGGUCUGAUCUUAAUACGCCACUAAGAAAAAAGAUGUAUUCAAAAUAUACACUAUAUGGCUGAACGUUUGUGGGUACUCAACACCAUAAGCAUUAGCAUUAAGAUUUUUCCUAACUAGAACUAAUAGGCAAACAAUAAACCAAACCAUAAAAACACCCUCCACCACACUUCGCAUUUGGUGUAAUUAUAGCAUUAUACAGGCAUCCAUCGAAACCAGAUGUAUCUGUUGGUCUGCUAGAUGCUGAACUGGGAACUGGGAACUGGGAUGAGCACAUCUCUAAUUCUGUGUUGUGCUUUACACCACUACAGCCAAUGAUGAACCUCCUAAGAAACAGAUCACAGCCAGACAUUGCUUUAUAUUUAUAUAUAUAUAUAUUAUUUUAUGCAUUUUCUCCCCUUUUUUCUUCCUUUUAGCGCGUCCAAUUGCCCGAUUACGUCAUGCUUCCUCUCCACCAAUGCCGAUCCCCGCUCUGACUGAGGAGAACAAAGCCGACCCAUGCCCCCUCCGACACAUAGGCAGCAUGCCGUAUGCAUCUUAUCACCUACACUUUGACCAGUGCAGUGCAGUGCAGCUUAACACUGUGUACGGAGAGACACACCCUGACAGCACUCUUUUCUCAUCUCUGUGCAGGGUGCCAUCAAUUAGCCAGCAGAGGUCGCAAUUGCAUUAGCCACGAGAGAGAGACCCUAUCCUGCGUAAUCCCACCCAUAUCUGAACAACAGGCCAAUCGUUUGUCCGUGUGGAUGAUCAGCCCAGACGGCAGGCAGAGCUGAGAUUCGAUACGAUGUGUUCCAGCGUGUGUUUUUACCGCUGCGCCACCUGAACGGCCAGACAUUGCUUUUAAAAGCAAUUUGGAACUCAACUUUGGAGUCAAGGCUCAUCAGGUGGUGUUCACGCUGCAUAUCUAAAUGGUCCUGGGUUCGAUCCUCAUAUUUCCUUACUGUCUUGUCGACUUUGUCCUUGGGGGAGUUCUCUGAGUACACUCCAAAGCCUUUCCUCCCACCUUGCAAAGACAUACUGUUAGUUAGACUGGCUAUACCAAAUCGCCCCAUUUGUGAGUAAGUAGUGCAUGUUGCCCAGCGAUUAGACAGGUAUCCUGGCCAGGGAACGUUCAGGGUGCCCCACUAAAUUGCGAUCCAGAUUUCAGGAUUAAUAAAGUAAUGUCUUGUAGCAUUCUUCGAGCUUACAAUACAGGCACUUUUAGUCGACAAGAGCAGCUCUUUUGAUGCAACUUUGAUGAAACUCUGAUGCAGUCGUAAGCAUAGGUGUGACCACAAUGGCCUGUCGGCAUACAUUUGUCCAUAUAGUGUAUAAUGAAUAAACUCUAGACACUAGGGAACGGUUUACAAAAGGGAAAACCAAAAA
Trichomycterus rosablanca is the source of this 3501-nucleotide messenger RNA. It is a transcript of the gene tom1l2a, whose product is annotated as TOM1-like protein 2. Gene Ontology annotation, biological process: signal transduction. Gene Ontology annotation, cellular component: endosome; membrane. The coding region runs from base 14 to 1633 and encodes 539 amino acids. Lineage: Eukaryota; Metazoa; Chordata; Actinopteri; Siluriformes; Trichomycteridae. The transcript has 16 exons. Gene Ontology annotation, molecular function: clathrin binding; phosphatidylinositol binding; ubiquitin binding. The record is from RefSeq and is a predicted model, not a curated record.